GACGAUACAUUACCGGAGGACAGAGAGAGCUUAUUUGUAGUGCUAUCGAGUGUAACAUUUCUCCCAGCAAAUCAUUCUGCUCCAGUUCCAAACUCUCCAAGGCUUGGAGCAACUGACCUGUCUUAUGGAGAAAUUAUCAUCUUGCCAAACGACCAUGCCAAUGGCGUUCUGGAACUUGAUAAGAGAAGUGUUACAGUAUCAGAAGAAAUGGGUGGUCAUGGUAUUGUUAAAGUAAUUCGGAAAGGAGGAAGUUUUGGUCAGGUGAGUGUGAAGUUUCUGGUUACCCAGGGAAAUGCAACGCAAGGUUUAGACUACAGCGUUGCUUCCUCGGAGGUGGUCUUCUACAGUGGUGACACCGAAAAGGAAGUCCCUAUCGUGAUUAUCAAUGACGUUGCUCCUGAGUUGGCAGAAACUUUCACAAUCACGUUGACUAACCAGACAACGGGAGGUGCUGUAGUUGGGUCAGUGAGGGAGACAGAGGUCGUGAUAGAUGAGUCUGAUGAUCCACGUGGAGCCUUCAGUUUUGAGAGUGUUAGUGGUAUGUCAGAAGAGCCCGAAGCAGGCACUACAGUGUCAAUACCUAUAACUGUGAUCAGAACUGGUGGCACGCUGGGUGUUGUUGGUGUCACCUGGACAGCUUUCUUUACUGGAGGUGCAUCAAAAGCUGAUAUAAACCCAACCAGUGGCACAGUGUACUUUGUCACUAAUGAAGCUAGACAGACCUUCAAUGUUUCAAUUCUACCUGAUGACAUACCAGAAGGGCCUGAGGUUGUUGAAAUUCGCUUAAUGGAAGCAAAUAAUGAUGCACGCAUUGAGAGAUAUGCCAAUGUGUAUACGUUGACGAUCAUGGCCAACGACAACCCACAUGGGGCCGUGGAGUUUGCUAAACCUAGUUACCUGGUAGAGGAACUGGAAACAACUGACCCUCAAGAUAUUGAGCUGCAUAGAAUUGGUGGUACUUAUGGCCAGCUGAAAGUUUACUACUCGACAAAGCAGAUGGAUCUUGCAGACCUUGUAAAGCGUCAUGGAAAAAGAGAGGUGGACUAUUUCAGUGUGGAGCGUGGCUAUCCCCCAAACGGGUCGGCAAAUGUGGUGGAUGUUGGGCGAACGCCAAAACCUCUCCAGGCUAGUGAAACUGAAAACGACAUCUCUGCAUGUGCUCUUAUCUGCCUGAUAGAGAAGACAUGUAUUAUGUUUGAGCACAAAGCAGACAGUCACUUGUGUCAGUGGUAUAUCACGCCACCUGAAUCUGGGUAUGGUCAAAAAGCACAGCUUUACGUCAAGGACAAGUUUAAGACGACGCAGCUCUAUAGCGCGCAGGCGCUUUCCGACAUCGACUACCGGUCUGCGCAGAAUCACUUUAUCUACAUCAACGAGUCGGAGACGCGCGCGUCCAUCCCCGUGCACGUCAUCCCCGACGACCUGCCAGAACUCGACGAGUUGUUUACCAUCCUGCUUUCCCACGUUGAGCUUGUCGGCGGCGACUCGACCGCCGGAUUUCCGAACAAACCCGUGAUCGGCGAGAUCGCCGAGGCGACGGUUACCAUAGCGGCGAACGACGACGCGAACGGCAUCUUCCAUAUCUAUAGCAACGACCCGCGUGCGACCGACGCCGGCAGCCGCGUCUAUGUCGAGGAGAGAAGCAACUUCGCUGUUGAGCUUGUCAUCGAGAGAGGCGGUGGCAAUAUAGGUGAGGUUACAGUUGAAUGGGCUGUCAAUAAGAGCUUGACGACGGCAACUAGGAAUGUUGACUAUGUCGCUGAUGGUGCCAUCCUAAACUUUAAGCCGGGAGAGAACCAACGUGUUAUUACUAUUGGAAUUAAAGAUGAUGGGGAACCAGAGAUGGAUGAGUACAUUGUAGUAGAGGUGUCUAACCCAGGAGGUGGUGCAGCUAUUGCUGACCAAAACCAGGUCACCGUAGUCAUUAAGGCAAAUGAUCAAGUGGCAGGAUUGCUUGGCCUCUCUAAACACUCGUUAAUAGCCAGAGAAGGUGACGUGAUGAAGGUGAACAUCACUAGAACUCUACCAGCUCUAGGCAAUGUCACUGUAUACUGGCUCAUUGAGGGGCUGAGUGGUGUGCACCCUGCAUCCACCUUCAAACAGCAUCAAGGCCAUGCUUGGUUUCAAAAGGGAGCGACGUGGAAGGAGGUUACACUGGAAGUUUUGCGUGAUGACACACCGGAGGAGAAGGAGGAAUACGAACUUCUGCUGUUCAACGCCACAACUGAAGGAAUUCGUGACUCCGGUUCAGCAAACUUUGACGAGCAAGCUGACAGGACUAGUAUAACUAUUGAUGCAUCAAACUACCCCCAUGGGGUCGUCAGCUUCAGUCCCUCCUCCCAAGCUGUGAGACUCAACGAAGCAGAGCAAAACAAAUCCAUCAUCCUUACUGUACAGCGCAAGUUUGGUGCUAUUGAUUUGGCUAGUGGACAGCAGUCGAACACAAUAAAGGUUGAGAUCUUGGAUGAUGAUAUACCUGAAGUUGAUGAGGUGUUUCUGGUCAACCUGACAUCGGUAGAAUUGCUUAGCCGAUUCGCGACAUCUAUGCAACCCAGCCUUGAUCCACAGUCGUCUACAGCGCAGAUCACUAUUAGUGCCAAUGAUGGGACGCAAGGCAUGGUGCAUUUCACACCAGAGUCUAUCAAUUUGAAUGUGGAUGAGUCGGUUGGCAACGUGACACUGCACAUCUACCGCAGUCAGGGGCAUUUCGGCGAUGUAUCAGUGUUCUACUAUAGCCAGUCUGUACCACCAGAGGGAGCUAAAGCUGAUGAUGACUUUAUCGUGGCUGCACAGGAGCUGCGUUUUGCUGCUGGUGAAGGAGCCAAAGAUAUUCAGGUGCAGAUAAUUGAUGAUGAUAUAGCAGAGCCUAGUGAGACCUUUGAGAUCAUCCUAGCCUCAGCCAGCAACGGGUUGCAACUAGGGGAACCUCAUAAAGCGACGCUGACUAUACUACCCAAUGAUAAUGCAGCAGGGACGGUGAACUUUGAAAGCAGUGAUAACAUAUACAUACGGGAACCAAGUUCAGGCAAUCCAGGAGGAAGUGUUGUGGAUGUGCGCGUGAUAAGGGGACCAGGCAUCUAUGGAAACAUUCGAGUUCCAUUCCUCAUCACAGUGGUGAAUGGCAGUGACCAAGAGGGUGACCUUGACCCCAUGAAUGGCUAUAUCACCUUUGCCGACAGGGAAUCAGUUGCUGUUCUCCAAAUAAGAGCAAUACAAGACAACGUUCCAGAGAAAGAGGAGUUAUUUCGUCUAGAGCUGUUUAAACCGGAGGGUGGAGGUCAGCUUGGAACAAUGGCUAACCGCUACAUAUACAUAGCAGAAAAUGAUGCACCGCAUGGCCUUAUUGAGAUAUACCCUCACAAUGUCAGAAACAAAUCCAUCGUGUCCGUACAAGAGGAUUCCGGAACAGUGUAUGUGGAUGUAGUGCGUUCACGGGGUGUGUUAGGAAGAGUGACGGCUGUUGUCAUGACCGAGCAAGUUUCAGCUACGGGGGAAGAGGGCUCAAUGUUAAUCCUGCCCAUGAUUCAGACAUUGCCGAUGAUAACUUCUCUGCGAGUUCACAGUUUCUUUGCGCACAACUACUUGUAUGUGCUAACGCUGAGUUCCAUGGCCCGAGGUGAACCGCGUACUAGAUUACCUGGCUCAGCACUGCUGCCUGGCAUAAGGAGCUAUGGCAACGAGACCGGCAGCAUUAUGUGGCGGUGGCAAGGAACUUUCAUUCCUGCUCAGACUAUUGAAACGGAUGGUGCAAUGAGUGCGACAACAUUCAGCUUAGCUGGCAAGCUUUAUUUGGCCAUUGCUAACCAUGGUGGUAUGGGAGAUGUUGAAGUCAUAUCAAUGCUCUACCAUAUCAUGCAAAAUGGCACAUUGUCUGUGGUUCAAGAUAUAGCAUCCAAAGGCACGACUGCAAUUAGGUAUUUUUCUUCUGAUGAGAAGCACUUCCUAGUGGUAGCAAACAGCCAGGACAACUAUGGAAAUACAUUGAUAAGUAGCGAGGUCUUGCAGUGGAACAGGGACAUGCAGAAAUUCGAUCCCGUUCCAAUACAGUUCAUACCCUGCAAAGCAGCGAGUGACGCGACCAUUUUCACGACAUACGGAGAUCUCUACCUGGUCAUCACCAAUUUCUAUGAUUCACAGUGGAAUCUGUUUGAAAUUGACUCUAUGGUUUACAAGUGGGUGCCUGAACGCAACCAGUUUGAUGUUCACCAGCGGAUCCCAACUAAGGGUGCUAUUAGUGUCACCUACUUUGUGAUUGCCGGCCAGGGUCAUCUGUUGAUAGGAAAUUCACGAGAUGACUCUGAUGUGACACAACUCAACUCGACCGUUUACCGGUUUAAAAGCUCUACAAAGUUGUUUAUGCCAAUUCAGUACAUACCUACUCAUGGAGUUCAGACAGUACAUAGUUUCACAACAUACGAGACAGUUUUCGUGGUGCUGGCUUGCACGCAGUCGAAUUCGACUAUAUGGGCUUGGAACGAUGCAAAUGCAGUGUUCGAGCAUGCUGUCAACAGCAGGCCGGCGCAUGAUCUCUUCCCAGUGGCUAUAGGAUCAGGCAUUCAACAGUCUCAUCUGCUGGUGGAAUCUGGAGUGGGAAAGCUUCCUAACGUUUACCUGCUCGCCAGCAUAACCACAACUUCUGAUUUUGUACCAAGGCGAGAGACAGUCACUUUUGAGCCAGGUCAGUCAAAGGUCACUGUUGGUGUUGGCAUAGUCGAUGACACGCGGCCGGAAGGGGAUGAACAGUUCAUUAUUAGAAUAACUGAUCCAGGAGGAGGUUCCGUGGUUGGGCCACAGAAUAGGAUCACUGUCACUGUUCUCUCAAACGAUGAUGCUCAUGGUGUCGUUGAGUUUUCAGAGGAUUCCCUUGAUGUAAAAGUAGAGGAAAGAACCGUCCCAAACCAAGUGACCCUAACCGUUGUAAGAAGCAAGGGUACCUCUGGGCAUAUUAGCGUGCAAUGGAUGACAACAGGGGAGCACGAUGGAAUUGAAGACAUAUACCCGAUUGGAGGAAAGGUGGACUUCGCAGAUGGGCAGGAUAAAACUACUAUCACUAUCACUAUUGCACCCGAUCCUCGACCCGAAUUAGACGAGGUCACUCUAGUCACGCUAGUUGAUGUCAGUGUCCCAGGCAGUCCUGACAAACGGACACGAAUCGGGAAAAAUAAUGUAGCGAGGAUUACUGUUAUGGCUAAUGACUCGCCCCAUGGUGUCGUCUCCUGGGAGAAGACACGGGCAAACUUUGAUGAACCAUUGGGCCAAGGUUCAAAGGUCUCCCUAAAAGUCAUUCGUGAGCAAGGAACAAUGGGUACCAUUGUCAUAUCGUACAGUACUGCUCGUGCAUUGAACCAGCCAGAUUCUGCUCAAGCAAUAUCUGGACAGGACUAUAUAGCGACACAAGGUUCUAUUAGCAUGGAAGCUGGCAUGGGAGAAGCGGAUGUAGACCUCUUCCUUUUGCCAGAUGACCUACCAGAAGGUGAUGAGGUAUUUCUCGUCAACAUCACUGGAGUCAGUCUGGCAGGAGGGGUUUCCGUGGGUGGAGCAGUGCCCAGUGUAAAACGACCUGACGAUGAGACCAUGGCGGUGUCAAUCAAUGAAAACGACAAUGCAAGAGGCAUCAUACAGUUCAAUGUCACGAGGACGCCACUGGGUGUCGUGGAGGUGUAUGAAGGCAUCGGCUCAGUGCGGCUGGGACUGUCUCGUACUAAGGGCGCCUACAGGAAGGUGAGCGUAUCCUGGCAGGCGAUACCAGACAGCGCGUCGGCCGCCGACUUUAAACCUCUCAGUGGAGAGGUCAUCUUUGGACACCAGCAACGUCACGCGACCAUCGACAUACAGAUAGUUGACGACCCGCUCCCAGAGUACCACGAAUCAUUCAGUGUGCAACUUCUGGAGGCUAAGGGUGGUGCAGAGUUAGGCACGGAUAGAUAUGUUGUCAUCAACAUACUGAAGAAUGACUCACCAAAUGGCCUCUUUAGUUUCACUGAUACACAGAAAUCAGUUCUGGAAUCAGAGACGUUUGGCGAUCCCAACGGCAGGGUCCGGUUCGACGUGGUCCGCACACAAGGUGCUCAAGGAAGGGUACAUGUCACCUGGAAGCUGAGCUCUGAUGCUGUGUUUGACAUCCAGCCCAUGCAAGGAAACCUAACCUUUUUAGAGGGUGAGACAGUGAAAACAAUAUUUCUGGAAACGAUACCAGAUGACUACUUGGAAGGAGAAGAACAAUACACCAUCUCUCUGGUGGCUGCAGACAACAAUGCGGACAUCUCUCCUAAUCUUGGUGAUGCCAUGCUGGUCAUUCAGUCGGACCCAGGGGCGAGUGGCGUCAUAACCAUCCUGCCUGAGUAUCGCUAUGUGAGCAUCGGUGAACCGAGCGAAGACUAUGAUGGCACCACAGAAGUUGUAAUAAACAGAGGUGUGGGAAAAUUCGGCGCGGUGUCAGUUACUUGGCAACUUACUCCACGAGACGCUGAGUUUGCACAAACCUCAGGAACGAUUACCUUCAGAGACAUGCAGGAAAACGCUACUAUUGUAUUACAGGCUGUGGACGACAUGAAACCAGAGCUGAGGCACGAUUACGUGUUGGCUCUUGUUUCCGUCUCUGGCGGCGCAGUCAUCAGCACACGGCCUGGAAUGAACACGGCAACAGUAGCCAUGGCAGCGAGUGACUACCCUCACGGUCUCUUCCACUUCACAGAGCCACAGGUUGUUAGGGUGUCAGAAGAUGCCCCUCAGCUGAGCUUGCCUGUUGUAAGAAGCCUGGGUUCUGCAGGGCAAGUGUUAGUCCAGUACAGCACUGUGGCAGGGACGGCUGUGAGCGACCGGGACUUCCGGCAGAUUGCAGGAAGCUUGACGUUUGGACCGGGCGAUGACCGACAGAACAUCCUCAUUGCCAUCAGACAGGAUUUAGAGCCAGAGGGUGAUGAACAUUUUAAUGUUAGCUUGGCAUCAGUCAGGCUGAUAUCACCAGCGAGUAAUGACUAUGUAAAGGGCUCUCAUGGUUAUAGCCUUGACAUGAGCCCUGACCUUGGGACAUUGGUGAACAAGACAGUAAUUAUAGAGAAGAACGACAACGCCGAAGGAACUAUUGAGUUUGGUCCGUCAGCUGUCAACUUUUUAGUGAAAGAGGAAAGCAGCAUGGCUUAUGUGCCUGUCGUUCGCACACGUGGUACAUUUGGCAUUGUUAGCGCAAGUUACACAUCUAGACCAAUCACCGCUCUGUCCAAUGGCAUUGACUAUCUUUUGCCGGAUGGGGAGGUCGUGUUCCCUGAGGGAGUUGGACUUGCUACCAUUAAUGUCACAAUUGUGGAUGACAGUGCUAGGGAGGUGGACGAAGCUUUUGAGAUAAUGUUAACUAGAGUGCAUGGUGGUGCGAAGCUUGGUGAUCUGCGUGUUGCUACGGUUACAAUCACACAGAGUGACUUUCCCUAUGGUAAGAUUGGCUUCACUGGAUCGACAGCUAUCACCAUUCCUAACCCAGACUCUGCGAGAACUCUGGACUUCACCAUACAGAGAACAGAAGGGCUAACUGGCAGGCAAACGGUGCGUUGGCACUUACUCGGUCCAAAUGGAGACUGGCCUACUGAUAGCACUGACGAUAUCAGCUAUAGAAACUCGAUUCCACGUGGGGUUGUUACAUUUAAUGAUGGUGACAUGGGGUCAGAGAACAUUGCACUUGUUGUGAAUCCGUACAGAGGUCCCGAAAUAGAAAAGGUUUACAAUUUGGUGAUCGACGACAUUAGAGGUAGACCCGGGUCAGCAGAGGUCAGUCCUACUGCUGGAAAUGUCACCUUGAAGAUUUUGAAGCAUGGAGAUCCAAAUGGAAUUGUGAAGUUUGUAGGCUCUGCUCUGCAGUCAGUUGUGUUAGAUGAGCCAUCUAGAGAUGCACCUCCCCUGAUGCUGACCUUCCCUAUUAGCCGGAGUGAGGGCACAGUAGGAAGCAUCGAGGUUCACUGGGAGGUUAAAGGUCCCAAGGAUGCUGUUGCUGACAUUGAGCCGUACUCCGGAGUAGCCGUUAUUCCCGACUCGGAGCGAAAUGGGCAGAUUGUCGUUCGCGUCCUGCCGGAGAAUGAACCCGAGUUAACAGAGAACUUCAUGGUCGUUCUCUCGGGUGUCAAGGGCGGUGCGGAGAUUGCACGCUCAGACAAUUCGAGCUCCUUCACCAUAAAGGCGAACGAUGACCCCCAUGGAGUCUUCAGUAUCUCGCCAGAUUCUCAGACAGUGAUUGUCACUCACGAAAUGAAUAGACAAGUGCAGCUGAACAUCACGCGAGAGGGCGGUGCCUAUGGCCCCGUAAGAGUGGCAUACGACAUCAACUACGAACAGGGCGAGGAUGGAGUGCGAUACGUCCCAACCUCUGGGUCAGUCUCCUUCAGAGAUGGCCAGAAUCAAGCUGCUGAACACAUUGACGUUGCACCUGGUGUUAGACUUGAUCUCGACUCUUACUUUAUCGUGACACUGACUGCAGUUACCUAUCUAGGAAGCCAUCAGGCACUGCCUCCGAGAUUGAAUCAGGGGUCCACUUCCGCUAGAAUCUACAUUCCACAGGAGGCUGCCAACAGUCAAGUGGGUUUUCUGCAUAAUGUGGUCACUGUAAAUGAAGUUACUAAUGAAGCAAGAUUCACUAUCUACCGGUGGGGUUCAUAUGGGGAAGUUGAGAUCACGUGGCUGUCGGGAUUACCAAAGAACAUGAUGCCAGGGGGCUUUCUACCAGGAAUCAUCUCACCACAGUCGGACCAAGUGACCUUGUACAACGGUGAAUCCAGCAGGAAUGUUUCAGCCAUGCUGUUGCCAAAGGAUUCAGUAGCAGAAUUGUUUGCGGCACAAAUAGUUUCUGUUAAUGCAAGAACUGGAGGAACAGCCACAGUCAAACUUGACAUGAACACUGUUAAGGUUGAUCCUCAUGGUGUCAUCCAAUUUGCCCCUCCAUCACGCAUACUCAGUGCGUCUGAGAGCUUUGGAGAAGUCAAACUGGAUAUCAUGAGAGCAUAUGGCUCUGAAGGGAAGGUGCGUCUGUCAUAUCAAACCUGGGCACUCACAGCUAUGCCAGACCGAGACUACACAAGUGUUGUUAAUGGUGCUCUUGUCAUGGACUCUGCUGUGACCUCUGCAACUAUAGUCAUCAACAUCAUUUCUGACACAGAACCCGAAACCAACGAAGAAUUUUUUGUGAACAUCACUGGAGUAGAAAUCCUACCAACAGUGCUUACACGAGGAGUAUCACCUAGACUUAGUGAUCUAUACUCUGUUGCCCUGGUAACCAUCUUAGGAAGCAAUGAUCCGUAUGGAAUCAUCAGCUUCCGCACACCUGACAUCAGCGUGCGCGAGUCAAAUGACGGUUCUACUCGUAAAGCAUUGCUGCAGAUCGAGCGAACUGGUGGGUCACAUGGUAAAGUUGCAGUUACUGUACGCACCAUCGGUGGUGGCGAACUGUGGGAGAAAUCUAUAACUCCUCAGCCAGGCAAUUCCACGGACAACAUCGCCCAGGCUCUGGCUGCUAUCACUGGGCCUAGAGCAACUGCUGGCGACCAAUUUGACUAUUUACCUCUCACACAGACAGUAACAUUUGAGGAGGGUGAAAUCUUGCAGACUGUGAACGUGAUUAUAUUGGAUGAUCCAUUUCCGGAACCAGAUGAAAUGUUUUUUGUCUAUCUAUCUGGACCAACUGGUGGGGCUAGGAUAGCCACGGGUAGCCGGGAUGGCUGGAAAAAGGGGUAUGCUGUGGUUACCAUUGAGGCGAAUGAUCUGUGGAAUGGCCGCAUUGGCUUUGCGGCCAGCUCUAACAAGACACUACUAGACGAGGAUGGAGCAGGAGUAGUAACUCUCAACCUAACGCGAUACAAUGCCUUCUUUGGCAGAGCGACGGUGAACUGGAGAGCAAGUUACGGUGUUGAGCAAGACAUCGUGCAUGACAGCAGGUUGAGUGGUGAACUACUGAGUACAGCAGGGCAGGCUGUGUGUGAACCUGGGCAACAGACCUGCUCCUUCACUAUCGGCACUAAACAGGACAAGAAACCGGAGAAGGCUUGGUGGUUCUUGGUCGUGCUUGAUGCAGUAGGAGAGGGAGCGGAGUUGGAUCGGCAGAGGCAAUAUGCAAACAUCACCGUCAUGGAGAACGACUACCCAUUCGGCCUUGUACAGUUCAACGCAGUCUCACGGUUUGUGACGGUGAGUGACGACGUGCGGCGGGUGACGCUUGGCGUGGAGCGCACGCACGGUGACGAGCGAGGCUUCCAGGUCGGCUACACGACGCAGCGCACCUACGACGUGCAGCACGUCGCCGGCGUCAGCGUCUACCCCGCGCUGUCGGGAGCAGACUUCACCGCCGCUUCAGGCGUUCUCACCUUUGCUCCGGGAGAGCAGCUGAUAUCGUUUCCGAUCUACCUGACUCCGGAGCGCGCGUCCGCGAAUCCGCUCCCGAAAAUAUUCCAGGUGCGGCUUACGAAUCCAACAGACGGAGCAGAGCUAAAUAAGAUCUAUGCUGUCGCUAACAUCACGAUCGUGGGUGGCGCUGAGAAUAGCCGACUGUGGGCGAUACGCGCACAGAUGGCGGGAAAUCUCGGCGACGAUCUAAUCACAAGGCUAUUAGAUGAAGUUGGUGUAGAACUGCAGAGAACGUUGCCAAGCACUGGUCUCUCACUCGUAGAGGACAUAAUCGAGUCUGUGCUCACGGAGGGGCUUGACAGACCACUUCCGUUCGGUGCGAGGAGGAACCUGUUUAAUAUCUUCUGCCUGCUCAUGGAUCCAACACGACAUGACACGAGAGGUCACUACGAGCUAGCGGCACUCUACGAGAAAUUUGCUUACACAAUGCUUACGGGGCAAAACUGUGAUGGCGUAUGGAAGCAGUUGUCUGUGUAUACCGAUUGCCCACACACUCGAAUAACUGCCUACCGGCAGCUGUCUCAGAACAUUCCUGGACAUACAUUCACUGCCACAAAUGGAGACUCGCUGAGGCUUCCAGAGGACUAUCAGUACAGUACAGACACCUCUGUCUGCAAGGACCUACACUUUAUAGAGUACAGCAGUCAGCAGUGGUUCCCGAUAGAGCGGGAUGUAAAACCAAUCGUUGACAGCAGAAUCUUAUCAGUGGGAAUUAGAGACGAACCUUCAAGAUAUGUAUCAUCACCAGUGUUGUAUACAAUAUACACAAAUGCUGGACUUGAUGGCAGGUGUGUGUACUUCAGUGAGAGCGCAGUAAGGUGGACUGGUUCAGAAUCCGGAGGGCUAUGCGAAGUCAUUGAAAGUAACUCUCGGCAUGUUCAGUGUGCAUGCAGGCAUUUAUCCAGUUAUGGUGUGCUGCCAAGUGGGGAAGCCACCACCAGCGUGCCAGUGCCAGCAGCAGAGCCGCAGCCUCGAUAUGGAGCCAUGUUUAACAUCUGGUUCUUUGUCUCCUGCUUUGUUGCCAUGCUUGGCCUAUUCUCGGCAAUCUUCGCCCACCAUGUCUGCUCGAUCUAUUCAAGAUUCACAGCCAGCCUCCUGAUGCACAUGUGCUUUGCCUGUCUUGCAACUGAGGUGGUUUACGUGAUCAACGCUUACAUGUCUGCGGACAUCUUGGCUGACAAGGCAAACAAUUCCUGCAUCUCUAUGGGAAUAUUUCUUCACUAUUUCUUUGUUGCACAAUUCACCUGGAUGGUUGCACAGGCUUUCAACUUAUGGAAAACACUUGUGAUGAACGACGAACACACUGAACGCAAGUACGUGCUGUUCUUCCUGAUUGGAUGGGGAACACCUGCUGUCAUUGUCGCGAUCUUCUACGCAGUAGCCUUCAACCUGUAUCGAUACGUGUUCUCCAUGGACCCAACCUACAUAUAUGGCGACGUACACCAAAAUCAUAAUAUAUGCUUCAUAAUGAAUGUGUACUCGGCUCUGGCUAGUGUGAUAGCACCGUGGCUGCUGCUCCUUGUAUACGUUGUUGCCGUGUUUGUGCAAGCCUAUCAGGUGUUGCCUCAGUGGCACAGCUACGAUGAUAUCUACAGAGGCCGCUACAACUAUCACGAGGUACGCGCCAUGCUGAUAUUCUGGGGCCUGAUUGUGGUGACGUGGAUCUGGGGGUCUCUGCAUUUAGCCUAUGGAUACCUUUGGCUGCUUGUCCUCUUCUGUAUUUUCAACAUAGUUAUGGGUGUGUAUGCACUGGUCGUGUAUGCAGCACUGCGGCACCCAUGCCUACCAUGCUUCAGACCAGUAAAAGAAGGUAGCUAUGGUGUGGCAUCGCACCCACCAACCAUCUCUGCUAGUGUUAAACCACCACCAGUGCAUGAGGUACCAUGGGAAAGUGUCAUGCAGCAGACGACACCAAAAAGUACAAUGCAGGUCAAGCGCACUCCGGCGCCCCCAAACAACGUAUUUAUUCUCCCACCAAAUAUGAAUGCAGAGGAGAACGAGACCUCGGACUUUGAUGACCUCAUUUUUGCGCUGAAGACCGGUGGUCAGUUUUUGCCGGAGAGGGCUGAUACGUUGAAGAAGAACAGAAUGGAGACACAUGUGAAGCCGGACACACGUUCUGACAUGUACGGUGGAGCGAGGCGGAUACCGAUCGCAGAUACCCACCUGUAAACUGUGCUUGCCACUUUCGCUGUGUACUGUCGUUAUGUGGACAACAGUAUGUCCCAGCUUUGUCUGCUGACCACAGUGAGACUGUAUCUCCCUUGUGGUUAUAACAUCAUUUUGAAUGUACGCAUGCGUUUGUGUGCAUGUAAACAAACUGUUAAGUCACUGCCUGACAUAAAUGUUGUACUGCCAGUUGUUUGUGAUGCGCAACGACGUUGGUCGGUUCGGAAAAUGUUAUACCUUACCAACUGUGUUCAGUUGUUUCAACUGAAUCUGUGCAGCCAGCCGUAUUGUUGCGUUACUGGAUUAUUCAUAUACUUGUAAUGCUUUCAGGGAUCGUAACCAAUUUAGGAGUAUGGUGGUUACUUUUUUAUAGUUUACAGAUUUAUUUCUCUGGUUUUGUCUUUGAGCGAUUGAUUGUGAGCGUGACGUGCAGUCCUUUUGUAUUCCUCAAAUGUAUAUUAGUACUCUAGUAUUCAUGUAAUUAACUUGAGUACAGUUGUUGGGACAGGGUUGCACAUGAAAUGACGUCUACUUUUAAAGUUUAUUCAUGUCGUAUUGCUCUUUAAUCAACACGAGAGUUUCUAUUGUGAUCAAACAUGGAUACUGCUGUUGCUGUCGAUACAGCACAUACAAACUAGAGGUUCUGAAAGGUUAAAUUAAUCCACAGUCAGUUUUGGUAUGUACGUGAUCUCCGCUCUAAAAGGAUACUGAACGGUCGUUUACAAAUCUGCCAAAUUAAGUAUUAAUUGUAUUUUACUUAUCACUAUUAUAGUUCAACUAUUAUCAACUAUUCCUUUCAUUACAUAUGUUUAUUUCUAAUUUUUUACAUGUUAUGUGAUUUGGUUAAAAAUCAUCACUUGCUUAAAGAAUUGCUAAAUGUGUAUGCAUGGUAAAUGUUUCAUUGGUUGCAAAACCAUAGAACAAGUUUUGUGCGAUAUUUACUUUCAUAUACAUUUUGAAAUUGUAUCUCUACAAAGUCUUUUCGCGUUUUCAACAUAUUUCAUCUGAGUUUCAACACGAGUAUUGUUUAUUAAUUUUAAUUUCUCAUAUAUAUCAUAAAUACAUAGUUUAACAUGUACUAUGCAUAGUAAAAUUAGGCUUUCAUUGUCGUAAUGGUUUAUUACAUUUUCAUCCAAUAUUACUUUGCCAGUCUUGGUUCUAGUCAAUAAUACUAUUUAUUAAGUUCUAUAUUAUUACCAUAUUAAAUGUAUUUUAUUGUUAAUUUGCAUUACAAGUCCGUAAUGCUAUGUGACAUAUGGAUUUAAUAGAUAAUCGUAUACACAUAAUGAUUUUGUCAUAACGGGGAUUUUGUCACGAUGUACCAAAAUAUAUAUAUAUAUGGGCGAUAAUUGUAUCAUAAUUUAUUAUCGUAUUUUGAAACUGCUUGUACUAAAAAAAAUCAGUAUUCCCAGAUAACCACAUUUCAUAUUGUACCGUUUUAUGCUAUUCCUUUUUAAAGGUUAUAUGAUGAUCAUGAUCACUCUUAUUCAUGAGUGCAAAGGAGCAUUUUAAUUUGUAGUAUUAUCUGGAAUGCAUGUGUACUUAUGUACUUAUAUAGAAAUAUUGUGUUUAUGUGUAUUCUCGAGGAAACAUUACGUGGAUAACUUUCAAUAAAAUCCGUCCCGAGUUAAGAUAAUCGUUAACUGCUUACACGUUUAAGGCAUGCAGCAGUUACUGCCAGGAUGCGCUGUUUUAACAUAGAUAUAUAUUUGUGUGUGUGUCUGUGUGUGUGUCUGUCUGUUUGAUUCAAGCACAGUAAUACAUGUGAUUGACAUGAAAAUAUCUGCACACCAGAAAAUGGUUAGAAUAGUCAUAUAGGCUACAUGCGUUAUACUCACAGUUGUGGUAAAGUAUAGUGUAAAGACUGUGUGCUUUUUAAAUUGUAGCGUAAAAAGCCGUGAAAUAUCCGUGUUUAAAACAUG
Priapulus caudatus is the source of this 14471-nucleotide messenger RNA. RefSeq names its product G-protein coupled receptor 98-like. Bases 208 to 12552 code for a protein of 4114 amino acids. Gene Ontology annotation, biological process: negative regulation of adenylate cyclase activity; cell surface receptor signaling pathway; G protein-coupled receptor signaling pathway. The transcript is spliced from 75 exons. Gene Ontology annotation, cellular component: membrane. The record is from RefSeq and is a predicted model, not a curated record. Gene Ontology annotation, molecular function: G protein-coupled receptor activity. NCBI's taxonomy places the organism in Eukaryota, Metazoa, Priapulida, Priapulimorpha, Priapulimorphida, Priapulidae.